AUGUCUGAAGAAGUGACCUAUGCAACUCUCAAAUUUUCAAAUCCUAAGACAAAGGAACCCCAGGAAAGCUACAGUCUCGAGAGAACAGAUAGCCAUGAAACUCCUGACUUGGAGCUGGGCGGUGAAGCUGAAACUGGAGCAGGGAGCAUCAAGGGCAUAGCUGAGGUGACUGAGAGCAGAGCUAUGAGAGGACACAGCGCUCCAUCAAAGGUGUGGUACCCUAUUGCUUGUGUUUCACUGUUGUUGAACCUGGUGAUACUGGCUGGACUGGGAGCCCUGGGCUUGAUGUAUUACUACAAGCUAAUUUUUAACAGCAAGACAGUUUAUGAUGUACAACUGAACGUAACAGAACGUGUGGAAACAACCACAUUACCCACAGAUAUGCCUACAACUGUCUCAGACUUUCCUUAUUCAGACCUGGGACCUCACUUAUGUUCAGAGAUAUGGAUACAGUAUGGAAGUAACUGCUAUAACUUUUCUACCAAAAUAAUUUGUAAUAUGUGCAACAGCGACUGUGAGAAGAAUCACUCCUCCCUGAUGAAUAUGGAUGGUGUGAGAAAUAGGAAUAGAACCAAGAUGUUCAUUAGAUGUCAUCCAGUACAUAUCUUCCAGACGCUUCUGAAUUCUGUUUCCAACAACACAAAUCAGACAGCAAGGAAUGUUUCAGAUAUUUCCAUUUUGACUUGUUUGGUACCUCCAGAAGUAUUUCAAGUGCCAAAACAGUGAAGCAUGCAGUGUCCAGUGGAAAUUUAACAAUUGGAAAUCUAAUGACUCUAGUAGUUAUUGUACCUGUGAAAACAAAGUAGAUGUACCAAAUUCUCAACCUUAUGUAAAUGCAAGCACUUAUAAUAGUUUAGGAUAUAGAAAUGACCGUGUAAGCUGAAACUAUGCAAAAACAAUCUUAGAAACAAGUGGGGUAAAUUUGAUUGGUUUGUGACCUUUAAAACCUUUUGUAAAAACAUUAAAACUCAGCUUCAGUUGAUUAUAAUUAUACAGGAAAAGUUUUUUUUUUUCAAUAAAAUUGAUAUUAUCUUGUCCAAAUUUAAUUUGAAAUAUUAGAAACAUUGAGAAUUAAAGUGGUUUAUUUUGUUUAUCAAGAGUAGUAUAAACAGGGCUACAACUUCUUUCAAUAUACCUUGUUAUGCAGAUGGAACAUCUUUUCUAUACUGAAGAAAUUGUUACACUCCUUUCUAAGUUGGGAUAAGCUUUUAUUGUUAUAUCCUUUCUGUGCUCAAAGACAUGAAAUAUUUCCAACAGUUCCUUUAAUUGUGAAGUUU
Molecule: messenger RNA, 1277 nt
Organism: Capra hircus (goat)
Lineage: Eukaryota; Metazoa; Chordata; Mammalia; Artiodactyla; Bovidae
Exons: 7
Coding region: 1-726 (241 amino acids)
Molecular function (GO): signaling receptor regulator activity
Source: RefSeq, a predicted model, not a curated record